GGCAGGCAGCGCCUGGGCGCUUUAGGGAGGGGGCGGGCCCGAGGGCCGUGGCCCAGGAGCGGUUGCUGCGGGGAUGGGGCGGUGACGCGGCCCGAGGGCGGAAGUGAGAAAGUUGCCGGCGUCCCGAGGCGAGUUGCCGGAGCUGAGCGCGCGCCGCGGCGAUGGGGGGCUCGGGCAGUCGGCUGUCCAAGGAGCUGCUGGCCGAGUACCAGGACUUGACGUUCCUGACCAAGCAGGAGAUCCUCCUAGCCCACAGGCGGUUUUGUGAGCUGCUUCCCCAGGAGCAGCGGAGCAUGGAGGAGUCACUGCGGGCUCAAGUGUCCUUUGAGCAGAUCCUCAGUCUUCCAGAGCUCAAGGCCAACCCAUUCAAGGAGCGAAUCUGCAGGGUCUUCUCCACGGCUCCAACCAGAGACAGCCUGAGCUUUGAAGACUUCCUGGACCUCCUCAGUGUGUUCAGUGAUACAGCAACCCCAGACAUCAAGUCCCACUAUGCCUUCCGCAUCUUCGACUUUGAUGACGAUGGAACCCUGAACAGAGAAGACCUCAGCCGGCUGGUAAACUGCCUCACGGGAGAGGGUGAGGACACUCGGCUCAGCGCUGCAGAGAUGAAGCAGCUCAUUGACAAUGUGAGUGUAGCUGGGCUGGGUCUGGCUGGGCCUGGGAGUGGGAGGGAAGGAUGGACCUGUGGCCUGAAGCCCUCCCAUUCCCAGAUCCUAGAAGAGUCUGACAUUGACAGGGAUGGGACCAUCAACCUCUCUGAGUUCCAGCAUGUCAUCUCCCGUUCACCGGACUUUGCCAGCUCCUUUAAGAUUGUCCUGUGACAGCAGCCCCACCAUGUGUCCCAGCAUCCUGUCCAAGAACCUUUCCACUGCCAAUCUGUGACCAAGGUCAUGCCUGUGUUGACAGGGCCGGCUGAGCUGGCCCAUCCCGGAGCUGGCACGGCAGUCUCCGCCUGGGCAGGAAGGGCCCUCCUUGUCAGGGCCUCCCCCUUCUUGCUGCCCUUUGCACCACUGUUUGUUUCUACUGAUCAGUAAUAAAGGGUUAGAAGUUUUGACCUUGUGUGUGGCACCAGAGACGCUGGUAUAAGACUGGACUUCUAGGGGCCUUUGAGCCUACAAGGAAUAAGCAACAUCUAUAGAAGCGGCCAGUGGGAAGUCACCCCAUACCCCCACCCCAGCCACCCCCUGUGAGGGUGUGAGUAUGCAAGGGGCAGCAUGGGGGAUGGAACUCUCCUGUAUCCUGAUUGCAGUGGUGGUUACAUGACUCGUGUUAAAAUGGGAACUGUGCCCCAAAAGAAAAAAGUCCAUUUUACUGUAUGACUAUUUGAACAGCUAAAAAAACUUGAAAGGAUUAAAAAGAAGGCCCCCUCCCGUGUCCUCGCUGAACUGAACUGCAGUGGGCUUAACGCCACACCUGAGAGCCACACUCACAGGGUGAUGCUGCUGACCAGGCAAGGCCGACUCUGGCUCAUCAGUGCUCAGGAAGAGGAGGCUCAGAAGCCCCAGAACUCAGAACCAGAACAACCUCAAAAGGCGACAGUCCUUUAAGCAAAGGUCAUGAUUAAACAAUAAUUCUAAAGACUUUAUUAAAAAAAGGUAAAGUGCAUCUUAUUAAAAAUAUGUAAAACCCA
Carlito syrichta (Philippine tarsier) is the source of this 1630-nucleotide messenger RNA. RefSeq names its product calcium and integrin binding 1 (gene CIB1). Bases 162 to 821 code for a protein of 219 amino acids. NCBI's taxonomy places the organism in Eukaryota, Metazoa, Chordata, Mammalia, Primates, Tarsiidae. The record is from RefSeq and is a predicted model, not a curated record. The transcript has 6 exons. Gene Ontology annotation, molecular function: calcium ion binding.